AUGACACGAGAAGAUUCAACCAUGAAAGCCAUGGCGUCAUCGCCGGCGGCUAAGCCUAAGCCCACCACCACCCUCCGCGUGGCCGCCUUCAGCGGCUCCCUCCGCAAGGGCUCGUGGCACGGCGGCCUCAUCCGCGCGGCCCAGGAGCUGUGCGAGGAGUCCAUCCCGGGGCUGCGAAUCGACCACGUCGACAUCUCCGGCCUGCCGAUGGCGAACCCGGACCUGGAGACGGACGACGGCGACGGCUUCCCGCCAGACGUCGAGGCGUUCCGCGACAGGGUCCGCGCCGCCGACUGCUUCCUCUUCGCCUCGCCCGAGUACAACUACUCCGUCACCGCCACGCUGAAGAACGCGCUGGACUGGGCGUCGAGGGGCAAGCACAAGGGAUGGGCGGACAAGGCGGCGGCCAUCGUCUCCGCGGGCGGCAGCUGCGGCGGGGGCAGGGCGGCGUUCCACCUCCGCCAGAUCGGGGUGUUCCUCGACAUCCACUUCAUCAACAAGCCGGAGCUCCAGGUCAGGGCGUACGAGGACCCGCCCAAGUUCGACGCCGACGGGAACCUCGUCGACGCCGAGACCAGGGAGCGGCUCAAGCAGGUGCUCCUCUCGCUGCAGGCCUUUGCGCUCCGGCUCCAACAUUAA
Triticum turgidum subsp. durum (durum wheat) is the source of this 639-nucleotide messenger RNA. The record is from the annotation of a GenBank genome assembly. Lineage: Eukaryota; Viridiplantae; Streptophyta; Magnoliopsida; Poales; Poaceae.